GCAGUGUUUAGGAUUUGGAUAAGCCCCGGCCCGCCUCCCUUUAUAUUAUGCGUCUCGAUUUAUUUUCCGAGAAAAAAAAUCUCACUUUGCUGGGUGAAAACUGAAAAGUCUCAACGAAAUUUAGAUAUUAUUAAGCUUUCAACUUUCCAAUUAUUAUUUUCUUCAUCGGCCGGAAUAAUUGAGCUUGAAGGUAAGAAUGUGGGUCGGAGGGAAGAUGAGAGAGAUCCGUUUUCUCUCACUCUGUCUCUCUGUUUUCUUUGCCUCCUUCCAUGGCUAAACGGCUUGUCCGUUUCGCCGCCGCACUUCCUCUUCUUCUUCCUUUCUUCCGGUUGAAAUAAACCCAACAAAAACCCAGGAAAAACCCUGCUCAGAAAGUUAACUCCAUUCCUAUAGAAACUAGUUUCCUCCCAUACCUUUACCUUUUUGUCAUCGUAAACCGUCAUCCAAUCCUUUUUCAUUAUUCUAAUGGCGCGCUUUUGUUUUAUUAUAUAAACCCACCAUCACAUUUCCCCAAAUUUUGCAGCUUUUCUUUCCCCCAGAUUUGUUGUCAUCUGGGCAAGGGCAACCUUAAGUGCAUUACUACAGACAUCCUCCUUCCUUCCCUCCUUUCAUUUUUCGAUUUCUAUUCAGAAGCAGAGCAGCAUACAGCCAGGAAGGGAAAAGGGGGAGAAAGCAACAAAACCUUCUUCUCCUCCCCUUUCUUACCACUUCCAUGGCGGCUGCAAGUAUGAUGCUUCCUGUUAGCUUUUGCAUUCUCUUGUUCUGCUUCUUCUCUUCCUGUUGUCUCCUUGUCAAUGCCGCCGGUUCCCAGUUCUUCAAUCUCACUCUGAAGCACCAGCACCCCUACCCUGAUUCCAUCGCUCAAGAUGUGCAAAGGCAGGUCAAUGAGUCGCUAUCCAGAAGGAGGCUACUCUUGUCCACACAAGAAAAGGACCUUUGUCAAACGGGCAACCCGAUCGACGACUGCUGGCGGUGCGACCCGAACUGGGCCCAAAACCGGGAGCGCCUGGCCGACUGCGGAAUCGGGUUCGGCCGGGGAGCCCUCGGCGGACGCGGCGGCCAGAUCUACGUCGUCACCGACUCCUCCGACCACGACCCGGCCAACCCGACCCCGGGAACGCUCCGGUACGGCGUGAUCCAGGACGUCCCCCUGUGGAUCGUCUUCGCCUCCAGCAUGGUGAUCAAGCUGAAGCACGAGCUCAUCUUCAACAGCUACAAGACCGUCGACGGCAGGGGAGCCAGCGUCCACAUCACCGGCAACGGCUGCCUCACGCUCCAGUACGUCAACCACGUCAUCAUACACAACAUUCGGAUCUACAAUUGCAAGCCGUCGGGGAACACCAACGUGGCUUCGUCGCCCACCCACGUCGGAUUCAGGGGGCGGUCGGACGGCGACGGGAUUUCUCUGUUCGGAGCGCAGAACAUCUGGAUCGACCACUGCACGCUCUCGUCGUGCACCGACGGCCUGAUCGACGCCAUCAUGGGGUCCACGGGAAUCACGAUUUCAAACAAUUACUUCUCCCACCACAACGAGGUGAUGCUGAUGGGGCACGACGACAGGUAGAGAUUGAGUCAGGAAUUUGAAUUCAGAAACCCUAAUUUGAAUCGUGAUAAUUUGGGGAAGAGGGUUAAGACCUAAUUGACUGCUGUAUUUCCUAAAUUUUAUAUGUAAUUUUAUGUAUGUCUCAGAUACGUGCUGGAUACCGGGAUGCAGGUCACCAUUGCGUUCAACCGGUUCGGCGAGGCGCUGGUGCAGCGUAUGCCCCGGUGCAGGCGCGGGUACAUACACGUGGUCAACAAUGAUUUCACUUACUGGCAGAUGUAUGCAAUCGGCGGCAGCGCCAGGCCGACGAUCAACAGUCAGGGGAAUCGUUAUAAUGCUCCGGCCGAUGCCGACGCGAAGGAGGUGACGAAGCGCGUGGAUACAGACGAGAAGGAUUGGACACAGUGGAACUGGAGGACGGACGGGGACAUAAUGGUAAAUGGCGCGUUCUUCGUGCCGUCGGGAGCAGGGAUGAGCGUCCAGUAUGAAAAGGCUUCCAGCUUGGAUCCAAAAUCCGCUGGGCUUGUUGACCAGCUCACCUUGAACGCCGGCGUGCUAAGUGGGCCCAGGAACACAGGGGAGAUGACGGUGAACCCAGGAUUCAACGGUGGCGGGCCCGGGACGACAACCUACACCGGGUCCCCCAGCGCCGGAAGCAUCAGCAGCAGCGGCGGGGACGGUGAUGGCGAUGUGUUUGGGAUGAUCUUCGGGAGCGGGGCGGCGCCACCCACUACUGCUUCUGCCUCUGCCUCAUUAUUUUUGUCCAUUUCAAUUAUUUUAAUUCUGUAUACUGCUACUACGACCAACUAUUGGGGGCCUUCAUUCUCCUCCCUCCCAUUAUUAUCUUCAUUGUUGUAGAGACUGCAUAAUUUGGACUCUACAAAUGGGGGGAAAGGAAGAAGAAAAAGUAUACGAGAAAAAAAAAUACAAGGAACAAGAGAAAAUUCAUCUUCUUGAAUAUGUACAUAAAACAAGAUGACACAAAAAAAAAAAGAUUUAAGAUUACAAGAUUAAUUGUUUUGGGUCGUUUUGAGAAUGUGAU
This is a messenger RNA of Linum tenue, 2585 nucleotides long. NCBI's taxonomy places the organism in Eukaryota, Viridiplantae, Streptophyta, Magnoliopsida, Malpighiales, Linaceae. The record is from the annotation of a GenBank genome assembly.